This is a messenger RNA of Girardinichthys multiradiatus, 5204 nucleotides long. RefSeq names its product solute carrier family 24 member 4b (gene slc24a4b). The transcript is spliced from 17 exons. Gene Ontology annotation, biological process: intracellular calcium ion homeostasis; calcium ion transmembrane transport. The record is from RefSeq and is a predicted model, not a curated record. Gene Ontology annotation, molecular function: calcium channel activity; calcium, potassium:sodium antiporter activity. Gene Ontology annotation, cellular component: membrane. Bases 664 to 2439 code for a protein of 591 amino acids. NCBI's taxonomy places the organism in Eukaryota, Metazoa, Chordata, Actinopteri, Cyprinodontiformes, Goodeidae.
ACUGUUUCGGAAUCCCAACAAGCCUUUGUCCUUAGCAGUCGCAAAGUUCGUUUGUUCUUAAGGCUUGUACUGGUCUGUCUGCUCUCAUCAACCCGGUUAUUCAGCACUGAGAGGGAGUUCAAACGGGGAGGAGUGGACGCGCACGGCACGACUGCUGCCCGUAUUUGAACAAUUAUCCCUGAUGAGCGCAGAUUGGUUUCACUUAACAGGCGCAGGUGCGGGGGAUUUGUGAUGCGGUGCAGCUGCGCGUUUUCAGGUUUGCGACUGGACACUGGGGCAUCUUAUGUUGAACAUUAACUCUUCAACAGCUACACACUUUAUUUUUUCCCUUCCUUCGGGACAGGAUGGAUGCCACAAAAUGAGACCCCAUCCACUCUGGCAGAUUCAAUCUGAAAUCAGGAGCAUCGCUGAAUACAUCUGGACCCAUUGAGAAUUUGACCGCACUGUCAUUGCCCCGUCCACCCUAAAAGCCUCUUCUGAAGCUGCGGGAGGGGAAACUAUCCGCUUCACUACUCUUCGGUGUGCGCACUCGGACGACUUGAAAUGAGGACCACAUCCUGACUGUACUCCGUGUGAAGAGACAAGCCGGGCGGCAGCUUUCCCUUCAGCUUUCAAGGACGCGCCAGAAAAAAAAGUGGCCCCCGGCCGAGCGAGCUGCGGAGCAUGGAGCGGGACGACUCCGAAGCCGUGAGCCCGUCCAAAAAGACGAUAAUCGCCAAGAUCUUCAAAGUUCGCAAGAGGAGGGAGAUGCUGUUCGUUCAGGUCUGCUUCAUCUGCAGUGUCCUCUUCGUGGCGUGGAGCAUGUCAGCUCUGUUGACUAAGACAGGACAUGGGAUGACUGUGGAGGAACAUCCAAACCUUGAACACUGGGGUAGAAGGCUAAUGGCCUCCAAAUCAGAAAAUGACACUGAGCCAAAGAACUGUUCGGAGCCAGCAAUACAUGAGUUCCCCAAUGACCUUUUUACCAACAAUGAAAGAAAGAGUGGAGCUGUCCUGCUGCAUAUCACGGCGACUCUUUACAUGUUCCUGGCGCUUGCCAUAACUUGUGAUGAAUACUUUGUGACGUCACUGGAAAAGAUCUGCGAGAAACUAGAUCUUAGUGAAGAUGUUGCUGGAGCCACCUUCAUGGCUGCUGGCAGUUCUGCACCAGAGCUCUUUGCAUCUGUCAUCGGUGUCUUCAUCACUCAUGGUGAUGUGGGGGUGGGGACCAUCGUCGGCUCAGCAGUUUUCAACAUCCUAUGCAUCAUUGGUGUGUGUGGAAUCUUUGCUGGACAGGUGGUGGUUCUGACCUGGUGGGCGGUUUUCAGGGACUCCUCCUACUAUACCCUGUCUGUUUUAGCUUUGAUUGCAUUCAUUUAUGAUGACAAGAUCGUUUGGUGGGAGAGUUUAGUGCUGGUGAUCAUGUAUGCAGGUUACAUCCUGGUCAUGAAAUUCAACUCCAGCAUGCAGCGUUUUUUCAUGGGGAAGUCUAGCAAAAAUGUGGCCAAUGGUAAUGCUGCAACCAGCAGCGAGAUGGAGGAUGUCAAGCCAAGCAAGGCUUACAGCCGUGGCUCAGUGGUGAUGGUGGAUGAGAUGAUGAAUGCCAGCCCAUCAAAGUUCAGGUUUCCUGAGGCUGGACUCCGCGUCAUGGUCACCAGCCACUUUGGACCCAAAACCCGCCUUCGCAUGGCCAGUCGGCUCAUCAUUACAGAGAAGUUGGUGCAAGCUGCCAAUGGAGUGGAGACGCAAGUAACUGACGGGAAGGUUGAAAUCGAGAAUGGAACUGUGCCAGAGGACAAACCCAAAGAGGCGGAAGAAAACGACACAAUUUCACCAUUUCAUAUUCCAAGGGGUGUGGGUAGUAAGAUAAAGUGGCUGAUCUCAUGGCCCCUGCUCCUGCUGCUGUUCUUCACUGUCCCAAACUGUGCCAAGCCUCGCUGGGAGAAAUAUUUCAUGCUCUCCUUCAUUCUUUCCACUGUCUGGAUUGCAGUCUUCUCGUAUUUGAUGGUCUGGAUGGUAACUAUAAUCGGCUACACUCUAGGAAUCCCAGAUGUCAUCAUGGGGAUCACAUUUCUGGCUGCAGGCACAAGCGUCCCAGACUGCAUAGCCAGUCUCAUUGUGGCACGGCAAGGCUUGGGAGACAUGGCGGUGUCUAAUACUAUUGGCAGUAAUGUGUUUGACAUCCUGGUGGGACUUGGGGUUCCCUGGGCAAUGCAGACCAUGUGUGUAAACUAUGGAUCUGAGGUGAUGAUUAAUAGUCGGGGGCUGGUGUAUUCAGUGGUUCUUCUGCUGGGCUCUGUGGCACUCACGGUGUUGGGCAUCCACAUAAACAAGUGGCAGCUGGAUUUCAAGCUGGGCGUUUAUGUCAUUGUCCUGUAUGCUGUGUUUCUCUGCUUCUCCAUCAUGAUAGAGUACAAUGUCUUCACCUUUGUCAACUUGCCCAUGUGCAUGGAGGAGUAGAGCUCAACAGCAUCCAAUGAUUACCAAAACCUCAACACCCCCACUAGCAAUCUGAGUUUCUUUUUCAACAAAAUGGACCUAUAUGGCAACUUCUCUUGUUUUCCCCCUUUUCCUGCAGUCUUUAUUUGUCAAUAUUUAAUAUAAUCAAAUUUUUUGUAAGGCAGUGCUCUGUAACUGAACUCUUAUGUUUCCAAAUUGUCCAGUCAUUGCACAGCACUGGUCCAUUUUUUGGUUUGUUUCAGGCAUUGCUGUAAACUUUUAGGUUCUUCUGUACACCUUACUUUCCACCCAUGUAGCAUGCCUUUAGAUAUCAUGGACCUCCAGAAUCAUAAGUGCGACUUUAGAUUUCACUGUUCUCACUUUACAUUUUUCUGAUGAGAAGAAUCUGUUCCACAUCAAGCACUUACUAAAGUCCAAACUCUGUUAAAUGUAAAGCCAUUCCUAAAAGAUUUGAGAUUACUACAGUGUCGGGAUUUUUUUCCGCUUAAACAUAGAAGAGGGAAGAAGGUCUUGGCAUCUCCCCUCCGUUAGCUUGACCCACCCCACCCCCCCGGCAUGGCCUUAGGCAACAGGGAGAUGCUGUUAGUGCUUUACUUCACCCCAACCCUUGCCUGCUUUGCUAAUCUUUCCUAUAGACCUUUGUCAGGACACUUUAUUUCAACGUGUAUCGCAGUCCAGAUCAACUGACUGUGAUGGUGUUAUGCAUCUGCACCAGUGCACAAUGUAAAUUUGUAAACACUUUUUUUGUAUUUUUUCAAAAAAAAGAAAAGGUUUUGUCUAGUUUGAAAUAUAGAAACGAGCUUGUUGCAAAUAUCAGACAUUGCUUGUAUUUCACUGAAAGCUAAUUGCACAUGAAAAUCGUUUUUUUUUUUUUUUUUUUUUCUUUUUAAUAUUUUUAAACCUCUUGGUCAUGUUUGUGGCUGAAAGUUGUGACAGAGCAGCUUGAGCCUUUUCAUUUCUUUAGAUCAGGAUUGGGACAAAAGUCUACAUCUGCCAGAUCUUUCAGUCCUCAUGAGAUGAUUUAUAUUUUAAGAUGGCUGCAGUGAUGGUAGUUGCUCUCGUUGCAGUGAUGCACUCUGGCCUGCAGGGGCCACUGCAGCCCCUCUAGUAGUGCAGAGCGGGCGAUCAGUACCACCAGUUAUCAGGGAAACUCAGAUGGACAGAUCUUUUUUUUUUUUCCUUGCGUUGUAUGUAGAUAUUGCACUUUAACAGCCCUCCUCUCAUCCUGAAUCAACUAGUGCUUCCUUUUGUGUGUUUGUACUUUCAGUGUAUAAAUGUUUGUGUGACUGUGUGUGAAAGAGCUACAUCGUAUGUGUGCGUGCUCAUUCUCGGAGUGUCAACUUGGAGUGGAACCUCUUUAACAACAUGAGCACACUUGUAUCUGUCUGCAGUGCAUGCUAGGACAUGAAAACAAAGCUCCUCCACAGCACAGCAAAAGGUCGAGGGCUUCCAGGCAGUUUCUAUGGCUACUGCCUGGCCCACUUUACAAAAAAUGGCAGCUAAGAGCACUGCAAUCCAGACUAAUUGACACAAUGCAAAAAUGCCUGCUAGUAGUCCAGAUGUGGGGGUGCAGAGACUAUUAAAGUGUGUGAGUGAGAGUAUGGAGUGUUUUUAAGUGUUGAAUCAUCCUCCUUGGCCACAUUGCUGGUGGAGGGUUCUUGUAUAUGCAAUCUAAAUGUAAAUAAUUUAUGUGACAAAGGCCCCUGCAAGGUUGCCAUAUUGAUGGGGCAUCCUGUGGAGAUGUUAUGUCAGUUUGUCUAGUAUUCUAUAAUGUGUGAGCUCACAGGUGUGUGACAGCUGAGGAACUGGGCACAAAAAACCGACAUCUGGAGCAGUAGCUUUGUGGAAAUGUUCAUUUUCUCCCACUAUUUUCUCUUUUUUCCUUCUGGUUUUCCACUCUGGUACAAGGGCAUUAACUCAUCGCCAACCCUAGCAAAAGGAGCAGGAUGCAGAACCUACUUGGCUGCUCCCAGGACUCUUGUUGUACCGAGCAGACUCUAAGGAAUUUACAAAAUACUGGACCCCUCCUUAGACUGCUACUCUGCUGGGAUUUAUCGGCUUUGUUUAUGGUGUGUAAGUGACAACACAGGGCCCAUAGACACCGCCUCACCCUCUCUGUACAAGGCUUGCAGAACUUGAUGCUUUAUGGGAACACUGCAUGGUGGUGCUGUCUGAGUGGAUCCUUUAGUUGAUUCUUUUUUCUUUUCUUUUUUUUUUUGUUUCUCUAUUUGGUUAUGUACAUAUGUCAGGUCUAAGCACAGCAAUAGUUUAAGCACUAAUAUUUACUUUUUCUGGUCCUAAUCUGCAGAUGUUUAUAAUGGUUAUACGACUGGCAUCUCUGUUCCACUAGCAAAAGUCAAAUCUUUUUGGGGAAGGAGGUUCAAAAGGAAAAAAAAAAGUUGAAUGACACAUUUGUUGUAACUUUGCAUAAAUCCAGACUGUACAGACAUAUGUACAAAAUACGCCCACGCACUUGAGGAAACACAUUAGAGAUGGCAAUUUGACACGAGAGGACUGGUAUCUGUUGAUUGAAUGCGACCUAAUGCACUGUGAGCUCAAUGUAACGUGGGAGUUGUUUGUCAAGAAUAAUAAAUGAUAAAAAUAUAUUUAAUGUAAGUUUAGUUACUAUAAAACAUUACUAAGGACAUCUGUAUAACUUAUAUGAAUGUAUUGUCUUGCUAUACUGGACAUAUCCAACAAAUGCAUUUUACUGUAAAGCAAUAAUGUGAAGAAAAAAAAUAAAAUGACAAAAUGACUCCUAUAAA